Amphibalanus amphitrite is the source of this 1608-nucleotide messenger RNA. Its product is annotated as b(0,+)-type amino acid transporter 1-like. Gene Ontology annotation, cellular component: membrane. Gene Ontology annotation, biological process: amino acid transmembrane transport. The transcript has a single exon. The coding region runs from base 1 to 1608 and encodes 535 amino acids. Lineage: Eukaryota; Metazoa; Arthropoda; Thecostraca; Balanomorpha; Balanidae. Gene Ontology annotation, molecular function: L-amino acid transmembrane transporter activity. The record is from RefSeq and is a predicted model, not a curated record.
AUGGACAACCCAGCGUUCGUCGACAGUGAAACACCAAACGGUGCUCCGCUCUUCAGCCCUGCGCAGAUGACCAGCUUGACCAAUGAAAACUGUAACGGCCAUAGCAUCCCGUCACGGACUGAGAGCUCGGCUCCGCUGUGCACCAGCGGCUCCGCCACCGCCAAUGGCUCAACAACCACCGCUGACGAGCCGCCGGGGCCGGUCUGUCUGCGACGCACCCUCGGACUCGUCUCCGUUUCAGCCAUUAUGACCAGCACCAUGAUCGGUUCGGGCAUCUUCAUGUCGGCGGGCACGGUGCUGGCUCUGUCGGGUGGCGCGCUGCUCCCGGCCCUGCUGAUCUGGGCCAGCUGCGGCCUGCUCUGUCUGCUCGCCGGAGUCGCCUACGUGGAGCUCAGCUGCGUGGUGCCCAGCGCCGGCGGAGAGUUCGCCGCCAUGCUGCACGCCUUCGGGCCGCUGCAUGAGUUCCUCGGGCCUCUGCCGGCCUUCUUGUACGCGUGGAUGACGUGUCUGGUGUCACGGCCGGCCAACACGGCCAUCCAGAGCCUGGCCGUGGCCGAAUACUGCGUGCAGCCCUGGUUCGGCGCAGAGUGCCGCCCGCCCGUCCUGGCCAUCGCGCUGGUGGCCCUCUGUGCCAACACGCUGUCCGCCUUCAUCAACAGCUACAGCGUCCGGCUGACGGCGACCAUCAACAACCUAUUCGCCGCCGCCAAACUGGUGGUGAUGAUCGGUAUCGUGGCGGGCGGGGUGUACUUCAUCGUCCGGGGCGGCACGCGACACCUGACCGCCGGCAUGCCCAGCGAGAGAGUAUCCAUCGUAGACCUGACUGCCGCCUUCUACACCUGCCUGUGGGCGUACGAGGGCUGGAAUAACCUCAACUUCCUCACAGAGGAGAUGUCGAAUCCGGUGCGCGACAUGCCGCGAGCGCUGUUCAUCGGCGUUCCGCUGGUGACCUUCAGUUACCUGCUGGUGAACACAGCUUACUUGACCGUACUCUCGCCAGAUGAGGUAAUCGCCACGCCCGCGGCGGCCGUGGCGUUCGCUGAGCACGCGCUGGGCAGCGCUGCCGGCCUGCUGAUCCCGCUCUGCGUUGCGCUCUCCGUGUACGGCACCCUGAACGGCACCAUCAUGGCCUCCAGUCGUCUGUCGUUCACGGCCGCUCGCGCUGGUCACCUCGCGCGACCACUGGCGCUCCUUCAGACCACCAGUCGUACGCCAGCUCCAGCCAUCAUAUUCAACACGCUCGUCUCAUCAGCCAUGCUGGCGUACGGCGACUUCGAGAAGCUGAUCACGUUCGCCAGCCUCACGGUGUGGAUUUUCUACGGGCUGGCGAUGGUGGCACUGCUGGUGAUGCGGCGCACGCGGCCGGACGCGCCGCGCCCGUUCCGCGCGCCGACGGCCGUGCCGUGGCUGGUGCUGGUGAUGGCCGUGCUGCUGAUGGCCGUGCCGCUGGUGAACGGGCCGCGGCUGGACCACCUGGCCGUGCUGGCCUUCCUGGUGACGGGCGUACUGGUGUACUGGCGGUGUGUGUACCGGCACCGGCCCUCCGCCGGGUCGCAGAGGGUGACCCUCCUGCUGCAGAAGCUGCUGCUGCUGGCCGGACAGCACUGA